AUGGAGCGCGAGCUGGAGGAGCUGGAGGCGCGUCCCGCGCGCCCGGCAGAGCCGCCCUUCCAGGCGCUGCCGGUGCAGGCGGCCGCCUACUGCCCGGGCCACCCGGCCUCCAGCCUGGCCGUCCAGGCGGCCGCCUGCAGAGCACUACAAGCCGCCGGGCCCGCGCGACCAGCAGCAGGACCCUGGGAGAGACCGGGCCUUCCAGCGCUGCUGGCGUGCUUUUCCUGGGGUUCCUGGAGCCGAGGGAAGGAUCCAGAUGCCACCUUCCCCAGUGACCCAGCUCAGGAUCACCUCCAGGACCCUGAGGAGGAGUUGGCACUGACUGCCGUAUGUCCCAACGGAGACUGCGAGGACCCCGGGAAGGGGCCAAGAGCCUGUGAUGGACUUGUCCAUACUCCUGCUGACCCCGCUGGAGACUUGAGAUGAAGGCUGGACCGCUGGGCUACCCGCGCUCUAACCUGCACACCGGGGACUGGCUCCUUCUCACUGAGCCCCUUGCCUCCAUGUUGACCUUGGAAUGGUGGUAACUACAAAGGCCCCACCUGUCAGAGGGCUGCUGCAUUGAACCAGCUAGGAAAACUUAUUUUCCUGGAACCUGCCCCCCUCCUCACAUUUGCUCACAGUGAGGUUAGUUGGUCUUUCUGUACCUCAGUUUUUCUAUGCCAUUGGGACAGAUGGCUGUCGACUUUGAGGCUCUGUGGUGCUGUGGCAGCCCAUGGUGUGUUUGCGUGAACAUCCGUCAUUUCAAGUGCAACUGGAAAGAACUCUGGACCAGAAGUCAUCAGAUCGGGGAGGGGUGGGUGGCCUUGGACAUGUCAUUGAACCUUUGGAGCUUCUGUUUCUCAAACAUGAGGAGGCUAUGAGCCCAGGGGCUCUCAACCAAGAGCCAGGCUGCCGUUCCAGGCAGCACUGGAAACUUGUCUGUGUGUGAGUGUGAGUGAGUGUGUGUGUGUGUUGUGGGGGUUUAUUGUGACUAUGAGGUGCCCCUGGCACCUAGUGGGCUUCUCACAACAUACGGGAAAUCUCCAACAGCAAAGACUUGUUCCACCCGAAUUGCCCAUUGUGGCUCCUUCAAGAAACUGGAGGAGCCAAUCCCUUCUCCCUGUGAAAUUCUAGGAAGAGUCCCCCCUCUCCCCCCCAGCAGAGAGGGCUGGGCUUCCCGAGACCUUGGCUCCCAGAGCAAGCCAGAAUAAAGACUGCACUACUGCCCUACGGGCCUAUUGGGUCAGAGCCAAGAAAGCCCCCUGCUUUGCUUGCCCCCUUUCUUCCUCAUGUUGACACUGACUUUCUGUGCCAAAUCCUUUGAGAAUACGGAUGCUGGGAACUGCCCACGUCACCAAACAAGAAAGGUAGGAGUAUGGAUUACAAGGACAUGGGACUUUCUCUCCAUCUCAGGCCCUUGUCCAAGGUCAAAGCAGACCCAGCCCAGAGGUGCCAAGUUCCUGAACCCUUUUCUCUGUUUAUGAGUCAGGGUUGAUGAUAUUCCCUUAAAAGCCAGGAAAGCCAUCUGUUCACUCGUAGAAGGCACUCUGCAUUACCUCCCUUGCCUUCCUCGCCCGCCCCUGGAGAAGUGCUGUCUUUGGAAUGGCAGUAGCAGCUCUUGAUUUUCCCUGGUAGGAAAAAGGAAGUAUCUGAGGGAAGUAGCUAAAUUCAUUCAUUCAUUCAUGCGUGAUUGGCUCGGCAGACGUGCAGCUGGGCUACUCUGCCCAGGGUUCCACAAGGUGCCGCGUACCUUCCAGUAGUUACUUUGGCUUUCAUCUGUGGUACCAAAAUGUGGAAUUGGAAACCUGUGGCUGAGGGGCUGUGUGAUAUCAAGGAGGGUCCCCCCUGGCUCUGUGCUUCAAUGGAUUCUUCAUAAUCAGCAGCCUAAUUCCAUCCCUUCUCUGCCUUGUGGGGAUAGCGUGAGGGCAAGCAGGGUGACAUCUUAUUUGUGGCUGGUUGCAGCAGGUGUCAUUUUAAUAAUUCAAAGCUGUCUCACCAAUAGGUAGACCCAGCUGAUCUCCUUCUACGCAAGAAUGAGCUAAAUGAAUUACCUUUGAUUUUGUUUUAAAAUGGGAAAACGUGGGGUGCCUGGGUGGCACAGCGGUUGAGCGUCUGCCUUCGGCUCAGGGCGUGAUCCCGGCGUUAUGGGUUUGAGCCCCACAUCAGGCUCCCCUG
This is a messenger RNA of Ailuropoda melanoleuca (giant panda), 2157 nucleotides long. RefSeq names its product chromosome 2 C2orf72 homolog (gene C2H2orf72). The record is from RefSeq and is a predicted model, not a curated record. Lineage: Eukaryota; Metazoa; Chordata; Mammalia; Carnivora; Ursidae. The coding region runs from base 1 to 426 and encodes 141 amino acids. The transcript is spliced from 4 exons.